UCUCUUUCUAGUGAAUUCCAAGGAGACAAUAAGUUUUAUGAAUCAGUUGAUUUCUAAUUUUGCCGAUUUGGCGGAGCGGCGCAUGACUCUUUCAUUCUGUUGUUUAAUAAUAUGGCAACUCGAGUAUUGAAGCACAUUUCUCAUGUAAUGUUGCGGUUUUUUGUUUGUCUUUGGUUAUAACAGUGAGUCAGUGCCCUUAAGUUGUUUUUUCAAGAAUUUUUUAAUCAAAUAACAACAAUGUCGUACGGUACUUUAAACGGCACCACCAAAGAGACUCCCGAAAAUGGAGACAUCCAGGAAAUCGAGGAGGAGGAGGAGGAAGAAAUCAUCCACUUGGAGUACUUCGACGAGGCCCUCCAAGUCCACCUGCUGAAGUCUCUGAACAUGAUGAGAAAAAGUCGCCACUUCUGUGAUGUUAUUCUUCACGUUGGCAAUACAGAAGUACACGCCCACAGAUCUGUUCUGGCCAGCAUAUCGCCAUAUCUUUUUGAACUGUUUACUACUGACCAAGAUCAAAAGAGGACCGAAAAUGUGAUCACCUACAGAUUGAAUGGAGGUUUUGAUACGACAGCUUUACAAAUUUUGAUCGAUUACGCCUAUACCGGCAAGCUUCGCGUCCACUACAAUAACGUAAAAGCAGUGUUUUUGUCUGCAAACAACCUAAAAAUGGAACGAGUAACCAGAAUAUGUGCUCAACAUCUUAUCAAACAUCUCUCUGCUGAGAACUGCGUUGAAAUUAGAUCUCUGCCAGGUAUUGCCAGAAAUAAGGAAUUCAUCCAACAAGUGGAUACCUUUAUUGCCAAAGAGUUUGCAGAAAUCAGCAAAUCUUCCACAGUGCUAAAUCUCUAUUGCGCUCGGAUUGAAGUCCUAAAUCAAUCUCGCGAAGAAAUGUCUCUGGUGAACGAAAACUCACUCUGUAGGCUAGUUCUUGAAUGGAUCAGGCGGCAGAUCAGUGACGAGCACCUCCUAAUAUCUGAUCUGUCUGAAAAAACAUUUAUGUUGUACCUCGCUCUAGAUAAUUCUCUACAAGACUGUUCUAGCCUCCCGUCGGGCGAUAUUAGCGACACUGAAAUGGUUCAGGACUACAAGAAGCUCUCAUUGAAGGACAAACAGGGGGUGUCUAAACCAAAAAGAAAGGUUCUCGGACAGCCUUCUAAACCACGGGUGUUAAUUUAUAAUAGAGAUAUUGGAGAAGAAUUGGAUAAUGAACUGGAACCGGAUUGGAAUCUUAUAGCGACAACUGCCGUGAGUGAACACAGCUUUUUGGGUUUGGUCACCUUAGCCGGAAAGUUGUCCACACUUUCCAUACAGUUAAAGUUAAACACACCUUCUACUCCUUCUCCGGUCCAGACACCAGAUGCCAGUAGAUCUGCUAGUGAAGACAAACCUGAUCUCUAUUGUGCGGUAGCUAACAUGUUGUGUCAUAGGUGUGCUCAUGGAUGUGGUAAUUACAACAAUACUCUUAUAGUGUGUGGUGGUUAUGAUAGGACAGAAUGCUUGAGAUCUGCAGAACAAUACAUUCCAGAAACGAAUACUUGGAAAAAUCUUCCUCCGAUGAGGGAAAGCCGGGGUCGUUUCAAAAUUGCCGUCCUAGACGACAAAAUUUAUGCCAUAGGUGGUAGUAACGGAACUACGGAAUUGGAUUCUGUCGAAAUGCUUGACUUUUCCGUGGGAAAAUGGGUGAAACUUCCGAGGAUGCCUCUCGCCCGAAGUAAUAUGGGUGUAUGUACGUUGGACAAGAAGAUAUACUGUAUCGGUGGUUGGAAUGGACAAGUUGGUAUCAAACAGUGCCACGUAUACAAUCCCGAAUCGGCUGCUUGGACAUCCAUAUCAUCUUUGAAUGCAGGCCGAUAUCAAGCUGGUGUCACAGCAUACAAUAACCUGGUAUACGCCAUAGGGGGCUCAGACGCAUGGAACUGCCUCUCGUCCGUGGAAUACUACAACCCGGUAGAUAACACUUGGCAUUUAUCCAAGCCAAUCAUUACAGCCAGAAGAGGCUGUGGAUUGACUGUAUUCAACAACAAGAUGUACGUCAUCGGAGGUUCGGACGGCUCGCAUUCCUUGAAUACGACUGAAAUUUUUGAUGAAGAGACGCAGACUUGGACGUUUGGACCAGCCAUGACAACUUCGAGGGCAAAUAUGGAGGUGGCAGUUGUUGGGGAUAGGUUAUACGCCGUUGGGGGAUUUUCAGGUAAGACAUUCCUGAACACGAUAGAGUACUUGGACCUAAAUUCGAACGAGUGGACCACAUUUGUACCAAAGGGCACCUGUGAAAUCCUGAACAGGAGGAAACCGAGGAGCCGCAAGAACUCCAGAAAGAGCGUUUCGGAGGACAAGAAAUCGCUCAACUCCCCCAGUACACCAUCAGACAUAAUAGAAAACCCCAUGGUCUCCCAAGCGCUCCAGCUAUCAAUGGAAGAAGCUGUUAUUGACAAUUCGUAAAAAAUUAGAUAAUAUAUAUCUUAUAUAUCUUUAAUCAUCAGUAUACAUCUGAUAGGUAUAUAUUUAAUCCAGAAUAAGUAUUAUAUUCAUGUUGUACUGAAGAAUAACUCAGCUUCAUCUUCAUUGAUUAUAUUUUUUUAAGAAAAAUUUCUAAAAUAUCAAAUUGCUUUCUUUUAGGAAGUAUGUAGAAUUUUACUUUAAUAAAUUGAUUAUUAAGGCGUUCUCCAAGUUAAUAAGUUCCUUUAUAUGCGGAGUUUUAUUUUUACAAUAGUCUAAUGUAUUUUCAAUGUGACCUAAAUAUAUAUAUUAUAGAUUAGGAAAAUCAUAAAUCUUUUCUAUUCUUAUUCUUGUCGUAAUCUGUCUUUUUUUUUGGGGCGGGUUUUAUCAA
Diabrotica balteata is the source of this 2830-nucleotide messenger RNA. The record is from the annotation of a GenBank genome assembly. Lineage: Eukaryota; Metazoa; Arthropoda; Insecta; Coleoptera; Chrysomelidae.